GCAAAGGCUUCCGUCGUCCGAAGCGUUUGGCUCCUCAAAUUGCCUCCGCUCCAUUGAGAGAUAGUGCUGCUUCUGAUUGGAGUCUGUAAACAUGGUAAUAAGGUGAUACCUGGAUAUCAUAACUACAAGAAUGUUCCUGCCAUAAAGAGUCGUUUAGCGGCAUCUCCAGUUGACGGAUAAAAACGAUUUCUAAGAGUUUGUGAGAUGCGACUGUCCAGAUCUUUGUCAAUAACAUCAUUAAGUGGACUUCCACAAUGGGAAGAGGAAAGUCUACCUGUGGAAGAUCUCCUGCUCUUUGAGGUCGCCUGGGAAGUAACUAAUAAGGUGGGGGGAUAUAUACUGUUAUUCAGACUAAAGCAAAAAUCACCGUGGAUGAAUGGGGUGAGAACUACUUUAUGAUGGGACCCUACUACGAACACAACUUCAAGACCCAGGUGGAGAAAUGUGAACCUCCAAGCCAAGCCAUCAAAGCCGCCAUGGACUCCUUGAGUAACAACGGUUGCCAGGUUCACUUUGGCCGCUGGUUGAUUGAGGGCAGCCCGUACGUCAUCCUCUUUGAUAUUGGGGCAGCUGCCUGGAACCUGGACCGCUGGAAGGGGGAUCUGUGGGACACAUGCAGCAUCGGGCUACCCUAUCACGACAGGGAGGCCAACGACUCGCUCAUCUUUGGUUCUCUUGUGGCCUGGUUCUUCAAGGAGUUAACAGACCAACUUCAGGACAAUCCCAACGUAAUCGCUCAUUUCCACGAAUGGCAGGCUGGAACAGGACUUGUACUGAGCCGCUCCCGCAAGAUUCCCAUGGCAACCAUUUUUACCACACAUGCCACCCUACUGGGGCGGUACUUGUGCGCUGGUAAUGCAGACUUCUACAACAACCUGGACAAGUUUAACGUAGACCAAGAGGCAGGAGAGAGGCAGAUCUACCAUCGCUACUGUUUGGAGAGGGCUGCUGUACACUCCGCGCAUGUCUUCACCACCGUGUCGCAGAUUACAGCUGUGGAGGCCAAUCACAUUCUCCAUAGACAGCCAGAUGUGGUCACCCCAAACGGCCUGAAUGUUAGGAAGUUCUCAGCCAUGCAUGAGUUCCAGAACCUGCACUCCAUGAACAAAUCCAAAAUCCAGGAGUUUGUAAGAGGUCACUUCUAUGGCUAUCUGGACUUCAAUCUGGAAAAGACCCUGUUCUUUUUCAUCGCAGGACGAUAUGAGUUUUCAAAUAAAGGAGCAGACCUGUUCCUCGAAUCUCUGUCCAGAUUAAACUACUUGCUAAGGGUUCAUAAGAGUGACGUUACAGUGGUUGUGUUCUUUAUCAUGCCUGCCAAAACCAACAACUUCAAUGUGGAGUCUCUUAAAGGACAGGCUGUACGCAAGCAAAUGUGGGACACAGCUCAAUCGGUGAAGGAGAAGUUUGGCAAAAAGCUUUACGAGGGCUUGUUGAGGGGUGAGAUCCCAGACAUGAGCAAAAUCCUGGACAGAGAUGAUUUCACAAUCAUGAAGAGGGCCAUUUAUGCAACACAGAGACACUCUCUCCCUCCAGUAACAACUCACAACAUGCUGGAUGACUCCACAGACCCCAUCCUGAGUAACAUCCGCCGAAUCGGCCUCUUCAAUGGACGCAAUGACCGAGUGAAGAUUAUUUUCCAUCCGGAGUUCCUGUCCUCCACCAGUCCCCUGCUGCCCAUGGACUAUGAGGAGUUUGUGCGCGGCUGCCAUCUGGGAGUGUUUCCAUCCUACUAUGAACCAUGGGGCUACACGCCAGGUGAGUGUACUGUAAUGGGAAUUCCCAGCGUAACCACCAAUCUAUCCGGGUUUGGCUGUUUCAUGGAGGAACAUGUCUCCGACCCGUCUGAAUAUGGAAUCUACAUUGUGGACCGGCGAUUCCGUUCUGCAGACGAGUCGUGUAACCAGCUGACUCAGUUCAUGUUUUCGUUCUGCCAGAAGUCGCGCAGACAGCGAAUAAUCCAACGCAACCGAACGGAGAGACUCUCUGACCUGCUGGACUGGCGAUACCUCGGACGGUUCUACAAGCAAGCCAGGCAUCUGGCCCUCAGCAGAUCCUUCCCUGCUAAAUUCAAAAUGGACCAUCUGAACCUUACACCGACGCACGGUUUCCGUUACCCGCGACCCUUAUCCGUCCCUCCAUCCCCGUCAGCUUCCCUCCACUCCACCCCUCACCACAGCGACGAGGAAGAUGACGACACCUAUGACGAAGACGAGGAGGCCGAGAGGGACAGGCAGAACAUCAAGGCUCCUUUCACUCUGGGUGCGGAGCCUGAGGGUAAGGGGGAACAACCGCUGGAAAAUGGGAAUUAGGAUCCGCACAACUCCUGCUCCUGUAGCCCGGGCAUAUUUACACCUGCUAGCCUUUGAGAAUGUGCUACAGCUUUUACAUGGAUUACCGAUAUCACCAAAUCUUGAACUUACAGUGGCGUUCAAAAGUCUGAGAUCAUGUCAAAAAGAUUUGGGUUACACUUUAUUUUAGGGUGUCCUUGUUACAGUGUAAAUAUGCAUUUUAUAUGAUGGCUAGUUGCAUGUUAUUAUGCAUCGUUUACUAUUAUUACUAUAGCAAGUACAUGUAAAAUGUGUAACAUUUGCUGUUUAAAAUUCUUUAUUUUACAGGUACUGUGGUAAUAAAUAUAAAUUAUGUGUAAGUACAUGCAAAUAAGCCUCAUAUAGUAAGUACAUGUGGUUAAUUAUUAUUACUUGGUACUUAAAUGUAUAAUUAGACUGUAAUACAUGGACACUUUAAAAAAAGUAACUAAUUCUAUUUAAAAUGGAAAAUGCUGAUUACUCAUUUGUCAUUUGUUUAUAUCAUAAUGCUUUACUGAUAAUAGAGUAUGUAAUAAAAAUAUAGAAAAAAACAAAAACAUUUUCACUAUUAAGUCUCAGACAGUCCACUGUAUGAAAUAUCAUUGGUGAGAUAUUAGUGGGCUAUUUUUAUUUUUGGUAUGUCGGAGCCGUGAGGCUGUUAUAGAGAAAAUGUAAAACAAAAUCGUAUGUAUUUUCCCCAAUAACAUACUUUUAUAUAUUUCCAAGAGAUGCAAAGUUUUAAUAACAACAUUAAUGUGCAGAAAUGUAAAACAUCCCAUCCAUGUUUUGUUAAAAAGUUGGAAAUUUGAGUGUCCUUGUUAUACGCACUAUGUAAAUUAUGCAUAACUACAUAAACCAAGCUGUUUAUUAAUAUUGCUUUGAGUUUGUACACAAUGGUAUAAUUGCACUGUAACAAGGACAUCUUAAAAUAAAGCGCAACCAAAAAAUAGUCUCA
Molecule: messenger RNA, 3261 nt
Organism: Pimephales promelas (fathead minnow)
Lineage: Eukaryota; Metazoa; Chordata; Actinopteri; Cypriniformes; Leuciscidae
Gene: gys2
Product: glycogen synthase 2
Biological process (GO): glycogen biosynthetic process
Cellular component (GO): cytoplasm
Molecular function (GO): alpha-1,4-glucan glucosyltransferase (UDP-glucose donor) activity
Source: RefSeq, a predicted model, not a curated record